AUGUUCUCUCUCUUUUGGUUCCGUUUGGAGGAAGCUGUUAAGCUUUACCUGCUGGGCUUCAAAGUUCUUGUGGUUCAGCUGUUCAGCAAACGUUUCAAGUUGCCAGCGAUGCCCAGACAAGAUGGCAAGGUUGUCAUAGUGACGGGAGGAGGCAAGGGAAUUGGCUAUGAGGUUGUCCGACACAUGGCUAAACUGGGGGCACAUGUUAUCAUAGGUUGUAGGGAUGAACGCCAGGGUGUGGAAGCCAUCAGAAAGAUUCAGGAAGAGUACAACGAGGCUAAAGUGGAGUUCAGGAAACUGGACCUAGCGUCUCUGCAGUCUAUCCAUCAGUUUGUCCACAACUUCAAGGAGCGUGACUUACCGCUCAAUAUUUUGGUCAAUAAUGCAGGUGUCAUGCUAGUUCCUGAAGGUUGUACCGAGAACGGAUUUGAACUGCACUUUGGUGUGAACUAUCUGGGCCACUUCUUGCUAACCUGGCUGCUCUUGGACACAUUGAAGCUCAGCGGCAAAUCUGGGAAUUUCUCUCGCGUGGUCAACGUCUCCUCCUCUGCGCAUCGAAACGGCCAGAUCCGACCAAAUGAUUUGAAUAGCCGACAAUGCUAUUCAGCCCACGGAGCGUAUUGUCACAGCAAGCUGGCGCAGCUCUUGUUUAGCUCCCGCCUCCACCAGGAGCUGGAGCAGGGUGGUUUUCCAGUGAGUUCGUGCGCUGUGGAUCCUGGCAUGGUGGACACUUCUCUCUACCGGCACCUGUGGACACCCCUACGCCUGGCACAUCGUAUUGUGUCCCUCUUGCUCUUCAAGACCCCUACGGAGGGGGCUGCCACAGUCUUGUUCGCUGCUCUGUCACCGGCACUGGAGGGUGAGUGUGGAGGAGGCUACUGGGCCAAUGGAGGCAGAGACGUGACGACACCAUUGACAUUUGACCCCCUAAUUCAGCAGCAAUUGUGGGAAACCAGCCACAGGUUUCUGGUACCACAGUAA
This is a messenger RNA of Nerophis lumbriciformis (worm pipefish), 981 nucleotides long. The record is from RefSeq and is a predicted model, not a curated record. Lineage: Eukaryota; Metazoa; Chordata; Actinopteri; Syngnathiformes; Syngnathidae.